AUGUCACCUUUGCCAGUUAUUGUUUGUGGCGGCACCAACCCGCAGGUUUUCGACGCUAUCAAACCUCUUUACUUACCCGAGUACGAAGUGAUAUAUAAAGUCACUGGCAGCGCCUCUGGAGCAGUCGAAAUACCGCUCUUGCUGCAAGAGCAGGCCCCUUCUAUUGGCGAAGAGCCCAAUGGUGGCACCAUGAACUAUUCCAAGCCACCCGUGGCUGUGUUUGCAGGAGCUUUGUACGGCGACGAGGAGAUAGAUGAGAUGCGCCAGGCAUGUCAAGGGCUCAGUUCUGUACCUUGGCUAAAGAUGGAUAUGAGUGUGCCCAAGCCACCACUUGGGCCGGGGUAUGCCGAGCAUGUGGCGCAGAGAGUCAAGGCAUGUAUGAAGAAGAUCGAAGCCGAGGGAAAGUUGGAACAAGAUGGAGUGUGGCUUUACUGA
Messenger RNA from Penicillium vulpinum, 435 nucleotides. RefSeq lists its product as uncharacterized. NCBI's taxonomy places the organism in Eukaryota, Fungi, Ascomycota, Eurotiomycetes, Eurotiales, Aspergillaceae. The record is from RefSeq and is a predicted model, not a curated record. The transcript is spliced from 2 exons. The coding region runs from base 1 to 435 and encodes 144 amino acids.